CUGUGCAAGGGCAAAUCGUCUGGUUAGAAACAGAUGACAUGGCGAAUGUUGACAAAGUCAAAAUUCUUGUUGUUGGUGACUCUGGUGUAGGUAAAACAUCCCUGGUACAUCGUAUUUGUCACAAUGAACCUACAAACAAUCCAGGCUGGACCAUUGGCUGUUCAGUGGACGUAAAGCUUCACGAGUAUAAGGCAGGGACAGCUGCAGAGAAGACAUUCUUCAUAGAGCUGUGGGAUAUAGGGGGAUGUACCAGUCACCAGGACUGUCGAUCUAUGUUCUACACCAAUGUGCACGGUAUAAUAUUAGUUCAUGAUCUGACUAAUAGGAAGUCACAGCAAAACCUCCAAUGCUGGUUGGGUGAAGUUUUGAGAAAAGAAAACAAAAUAUCUGGUGGAAAUGGUUUUGACCUUGACUCGGAGCAGUUUGUUGGGAACCAGCUACCUCUACUUGUGAUUGGAACCAAGGCCGACCAGACAGAAACCAUACGUGACAAAAAUCGCCAGUCUUCAGUUGCAGAGGAAUUCGGGGCAGAUCAGUUUGACUUGGACAAUUACAGUGUCAAGUACCUGGCGCCAGGCUCAACAAAUGCUGUAAAACUCUCCAGAUUUUUUGACAAAGUUAUAGAAAGAAGAUACUAAUCUAGAGAGGUAUGUAGCCUCAUUGUAGACAGGGCUUUUUUUCCUUCUGUGAGAAUGGCCGUUUUUCACAAAUUAAGGAAAUCUG
Dreissena polymorpha is the source of this 723-nucleotide messenger RNA. RefSeq names its product rab-like protein 3. NCBI's taxonomy places the organism in Eukaryota, Metazoa, Mollusca, Bivalvia, Myida, Dreissenidae. Gene Ontology annotation, molecular function: GTP binding; GTPase activity. The record is from RefSeq and is a predicted model, not a curated record. The transcript is spliced from 7 exons. Gene Ontology annotation, cellular component: endomembrane system. Gene Ontology annotation, biological process: intracellular protein transport. The coding region runs from base 39 to 638 and encodes 199 amino acids.